Messenger RNA from Chelmon rostratus (copperband butterflyfish), 1504 nucleotides. It is a transcript of the gene iba57, whose product is annotated as iron-sulfur cluster assembly factor IBA57. Bases 112 to 1218 code for a protein of 368 amino acids. Lineage: Eukaryota; Metazoa; Chordata; Actinopteri; Chaetodontiformes; Chaetodontidae. The record is from RefSeq and is a predicted model, not a curated record. The transcript has 3 exons. Gene Ontology annotation, cellular component: mitochondrial matrix. Gene Ontology annotation, molecular function: protein binding.
CCUCCGGGAGUCAACUGCCAUGUCCUGUGUCAUGUAGCCAAUUUCUCUCGGUAAUAGACGGAGUAGUCACUCAAUUUGCACGCGUAAUACAGUCUUAUAAAAAUAUAAACUAUGGGGGUUUUGUGUUUGGCCAGGGGAGCGUUCAAGUCCGCCGGUUGUCUCGGUGUUCAUGCCAGAAAAUACACCGGUCGGUAUUUGUGCGUAACAUUUCUCUCUGGUAGUUCAGCACCAGCAGGGAUCCCUGUCAGGAGGUACAGCCAGGAGACGGGUAACGGUAGAGAUGCCCCUGGACAAUUUGUGUGCUAUCACCUUCCCCACAGGACUUUACUGAAGCUCCAGGGACAAGACACAAGCCCGUUUCUUCAGGGGAUUAUAACCAACGACAUGGGGCUGCUGGAUGAGCCAGGGCACACAGCCAUGUACUCACAUAUGCUAAAUGUACAAGGAAGGACACUAUAUGACAUCAUGUUGUACAGUCUGAAAGAUGCUGAUGAAGGACACGGUGUUUUCCUGGAGUGUGAUUGCACGAUUAAGGACUCAGUUUUAAAACAUUUAAAGGUGUACAAACUUCGCAGAAAGGUCAACAUAAACCCCUGUCCAGAGCUCUCUGUAUGGGCAGUGCUUCCCAAGCAGAAGAAUGCAGGUCAAGAGGCCAGUAAACCAGAGCUGUCCUGCCCUGACAAAGCUCUGGUAUGGGAGACUGAUCCUCGAACUCAGGAAAUGGGCUGGAGAUUGGUCUUGGAUAGUGAAGUGGACCCUUUGGAUAUCAUUGCGUCAUGUCGGAAAGGUGACACAGAGGAGUAUCACAGACAUCGUUACGCAAUAGGACUUCCUGAGGGAGUGAAGGACCUUCCCCCUGGGGUGGCGCUACCACUAGAGUCAAACCUUGUUUACAUGCAGGGUAUUAGCUUCAGCAAGGGCUGCUACAUUGGCCAGGAGCUCACAGCCAGGACUCAUCACACUGGGGUGAUUCGGAAACGCCUGAUGCCAGUACACUUGUCAGCUCCAGUCCAAGACCUCGAGGAAGGAGUUGCGCUGCAAACACAGUCGGGCAAGCCAGCUGGGAAGCACCGAGCAGGGGUGGGAGAGCUGGGUCUGAGCCUAAUCCGCAUGGCUCAUGCCAAAGAGGUGUUGACACUCAAAUCUUCUGACGACACUACAGUAACACUGGAGGCUUCUGUGCCAGAGUGGUGGCCUAAAGACGUGAAAAUCAAUUGAAGAGGACGUUUCAGAGAUCCCUCAAAUGUGACAUGCAUCACAUCUGACAGACUUCUCAUAGACAGCAUGUUACACUGUCAUUGCUUAGCAGCUGUGUGGCACUAAUUCAUACCUGUGAGUAUUUUUGUUUGCAAUAAAACCUACUUUUAGAGUGAUUAUUUUCCCAAGUUGUUAAGUAUUACUUACCACAGAAUUAUGCUAUUUAACAGAUUUAUUGCAGCACUGCACAACAGGAUGUACCAGCUGUGAUGUGAUAUUGGUGGUUGUUGAAUAAAUAUGCAAAAUA